Messenger RNA from Tremella mesenterica DSM 1558, 1074 nucleotides. RefSeq lists its product as uncharacterized. Lineage: Eukaryota; Fungi; Basidiomycota; Tremellomycetes; Tremellales; Tremellaceae. The record is from RefSeq and is a predicted model, not a curated record. Gene Ontology annotation, molecular function: ATP binding; cAMP-dependent protein kinase activity. The annotation marks the transcript as partial. Gene Ontology annotation, biological process: peptidyl-serine phosphorylation. Gene Ontology annotation, cellular component: nucleus; cAMP-dependent protein kinase complex. The transcript has 2 exons.
AAAUUAGAAGAUUGGGAAAUAGUCGAAACUCUAGGUACAGGAACUUUCGGUAGAGUUUUACUCGUUCGACAAAGACCAUCAUAUCGACCUACAUCAUAUCAUCCAAUAUUUCCACAUUUAUAUCAAUCACAUUCCCCUUUAUCUCCAUCACCUUCUUCAACUCAAUCUGCCGAUGGACAAUUACCACAUUUCGCCAUGAAAGUUUUACGUAAAUCUGAAAUUGUAAGAUUAAAACAAGUCGAACAUAUAAAUUCAGAACGUUCAAUACUUUCUUUAGUCCGACAUCCUUUUUUAGUAGAACUUCAUUCUACAUAUCAAGAUUCUUUAAACGUUUACAUGUUACUUUCUUAUAUACCCGGUGGAGAAUUAUUUUCACAUUUAAGAAGAGCAGGUAGAUUCUCACCAGAUGUCACUAGGUUUUAUCUAGCAAGUAUAAUUUUAGCUAUUGAUUAUUUACAUACUCGUAAUAUAAUUUAUAGAGAUUUAAAACCUGAAAAUCUUUUAUUAGAUAGAAAAGGUUAUUUACGUAUAGCGGAUUUCGGUUUCGCUAAGAUUAUAGAAGAUAGAACUUAUACACUUUGUGGUACACCUGAAUAUUUAGCACCUGAAAUUGUUUUAUCUCAAGGUCAUGGUAAAGCUGUCGAUUGGUGGGCUUUAGGAAUAUUAGCUUUUGAAAUGUUAGUUGGUUAUCCACCUUUUUUCGAUGAUCAUCCUUUAGGAAUAUACGAAAAGAUUUUAAAGAAUCAAGUUUUUUUCCCUAAUCAUGUGGAUCCUUGGGGUAGACAUUUGAUAAAAGGUUUAUUGACACAAGAUAGGAGUAAAAGGUUAGGUAAUUUAAAAGGUGGUGCUGGGGAUGUUAUGGGACAUGCUUGGUUUUCAGGUGUAGAUUGGGGUAGUUUGGAAAGGAAAGAGAUUUCAGCUCCUAUUGUACCUAGGUUGGCUAGUAUGGGCGACUCACAAAACUUUCAACGUUACACACCCCCAGUACCAGAAGAACUACCAGGUAUAUUCGGAGAACAUUACGAUCCGACAUACGAUCCAUUCGCUUCUAUAUUUGCCGACUUUUCAUUCCCU